CAAUACAAGACUUGCAUCACUAACUUCUCAUACUACAAGAACUCAUCCACACUCCUAAUUUCUCUACAUUUCCACCCAAAAAAUGAAGAAUUUCAACCCUUCUGCAACAUCUUUUCUCCUUCUCUUCACAUGCCAUUUCAUCUUAUCCACCAAUGGCCGUGUGAUUGGAGAAUCAGUCGCGUUCUACGUCUCUAACAAGUGUCCGUUCCCGAUAUGGCCCGCGACGGCUUCAAAUGCGGGCCAGUCGGUGAUCGAAGGUGGAGGUUUCUCCCUUCCAUCGGGUCAGACCCAUCGGAUCCAUGUCCCACCUACAUGGUCUGGUCGAAUCUGGGCCAGAACAGGAUGCAGCUUUCCUUCCCCCUCCAAACCGGCCUGCCAGACCGGUGACUGUGAUGGACGGCUAGCUUGCAAUGGGACCAUCGGCCUCCCGCCGGCUACUCUGGUGCAGGUAGGGCUGCAACCCGAUAAGAGUAAACCGAACUUCUACGACGUCAGCUUGGUCGACGGAUACAACCUUCCGGUUACCGUCACAACGAAGCCGGUCAGACCCAACUGUUCGAUCAGCGGUUGCGAGAAGAACAUCAACGUCCUGUGUCCGCAGGAGCUUCAGGUGUUGGACGGUAAUGGGGCGGUGGUUGCUUGCAAGAGUGCGUGUUUGGCAUUCGAUCUGGAUAUGUUUUGCUGCAGGAAUGCGUAUGGGACACCAGAAAAGUGCAAGCCAAACACGUAUUCAAAGGUGUUCAAGAAUGCAUGUCCCACUUAUUACAGUUACGCCUAUGAUAGCCCCCCACCUUUGGUGAACUGUUAUUCUAAAGAGUAUGUGAUCACCUUCUGUCCUUCUAAAUGGGGGGCCCACAUGCCCAUGUAGAUGAUCACAUGACUUGGAUAUAUGCUUGCAUCAUGGUUUGGUAGCUGGUUUCUAAUCCUAUUUGUAUAAAUUGAAGGAGAUUUUGUUUUGGGGUGAAAAGGAUUAGAAGCUUAUGCUGUUUGUAUUUAUUUUAAUAAAGGAUUUCUAUAGAAAUUAAGAACCGUUUUCAAA
Molecule: messenger RNA, 1039 nt
Organism: Magnolia sinica
Lineage: Eukaryota; Viridiplantae; Streptophyta; Magnoliopsida; Magnoliales; Magnoliaceae
Product: thaumatin-like protein
Exons: 2
Coding region: 83-868 (261 amino acids)
Biological process (GO): defense response
Cellular component (GO): extracellular region
Source: RefSeq, a predicted model, not a curated record